AUGGCACACACACCAUUGCGCCAAGUGGAUGAAAUCGUGUACGCAGACCUUCUGCACGGCGAGAUCUAUAAAGUAGAUCACGAAGCUGACGAUAUCGCCGAGGCCGAGGCCUAUGACAUAUGGCCACUUGUGGAGGAGGCAGACUCGUCCGAAAUACAGCAAUUUGCUGAGACAGGAAGCUUCGCGAAAAUGCACGUGAACUCGCUUACAGACGGCGUUGUAAUCGUCGAUGCGGUGUGGGUUCGAAAGUGGAAGCGCCAACCGUCCGGUGACCGCAAAGUGAAGAGGGCCUUCCUCAAAGGGUUGUCCUUUGACAAGGUGAGGGAAAUCCUGCAGUCCAAGGGCAUCUCCUCUCCAGUGCGCCGCGUGGCUGUGAUCGCUCCUCUGAACGUAUGGCGCCACCUUGGGAAAUUCGACUCGAAACUGCGCAUCGACCUCAACAAGGCUAGCGAUUACGUCCUCUUCUGCCUCAAGCCCAUCUAUGGGUUGAACGAUGCACCAUUGGCAUGGCAGCUGUGUUUGCGCGGUCAUUUUGAAGAGCAAGGAGGGCGUGCCAGUUUGCUUGACGAGAACAUGUUUUUCUGGAAAGACGGCAAAGGUGUCAAAUCCAUGGUCACGACCCACGUGGACGACAUCGGCGCUACCGGCGAGACCAAGUGGCUCAAGGAACAGCACGAGCUCCUAGUGUCCAAGUUCGGCAAGGUUUCCAGACAAGGCCUUCCUUUCGUACAUUGUGGCAUCGAGUACAGUCGUGCUUCCGACGGCUACUUCCUAUCACAAGAUUCCUUCGCUUCCAAGCUGAAGCAGGUGGAUGUUCCAGCGCAUCGGAAGGACAGCGACAUCCUGCACCCCGCGGAGGUCACAUCUUUCCGUUCGAUACUUGGCGGAUUGCUUUGGCUUACAGCCACCAAGUUAGACCUCAUCGCGGAUGUGUGCCUGCUGCAGUCACAAGUGACUCGGGCUCGUGUGGAGCAUCUACGCCAGGCCAAUGGCGUUGUCAAACGAGCUCAGUCCGAGUGUGGUCAAGGCCUAGGACUUCACUACAGGCGACUACGGGGGCCGCUUCGAGUCCUAUGCAUCCAUGAUUCCAGCGCUGCUGGAAGCACACGCUCGUAUGCGCAAGAGGGCGUUCUUGUGUUGCUGUGUGAAGAUCACCUGCAAGACUACCAGCACGACUAUGAGCAUGAGCUUAGCGCGAAAGUUUUCCGCGGCAAGGCUCACAUCCUGUGGGCUCACGGUGCAAAGGCCAAGCGGAUUUCGUAUAGCACUUCUCAUGCGGAAACUCUUGCGGCGAUUUCCGGUCUGGAGGCCUCAGCCAUGAUCAUGGUCAGACUUGCCGAACUGCAUUUCAUCGCGAAGCCCACCAUACAAUCUCUGCUAGCAGCUCAAGAGCACGGUCUGAAGGAGCUCCCCGUCGACGACUGUGGCGACUGCAGAGAUCUGUAUGAACUGUGCUCUGGCAGCAAAGGCAUAGCGCAGGACAAGAAUCAGACAGCGGAUGGGCUUACAAAAUCCAUGGUGGCAAUCCCCCUCAUGGAGCUCCUCUCAUCCGGCAUGGUCACCUUCUACAACGAGGAAAAGCAUCCCAUCGUUCUGCGUGCGCUGCCAACUCUUGACCACGUCAACGAGCACCACUUUGACCUCACCGACAAGGAGAUCAUCAAACAAGUUGGCACCUUGGCUACAUCUCUGUGGUGCGCCUCACGAUCUACGAGGACGACUUCGGCUUUCUUCCUUCGUCUUGGCGACAUCGAUGACGACACCGGCCUCGGCGACCUCUAUCACUACGACCUCAUCGUCUACGGCCCGACGAAGCGCCGGGCAGCGGUGGACCUGUCCAAACUAAAAAAAGGUGAUGCAGGUGAUGGUGACCUUGAGUCCAUGGAUUGGCGAAGCUUGGAGCUCAAGGGAGGCUUGGCAGGCCUUAGCUUCUCCAAGAGUGAUGGGGCUUCGGAGUCUUCGAUCUUCAAGACCGUGCUGACCACCAGGUUUGCCAAGUCAUUGAGGGCCUUGGGGAACAAACGCCUGGUGCAGUUGACGCAAGAAGUGCCCAAAGCUAUGGAGGAGACAGACCCUCGACGAGGAGGGGAGCCCUGGGAGUCUUCGACCGCGGUCGCUUUGGACCUUGGCAUGGCUUCGAGACCGGCAGAGGUGCCGAGCGCGCCGGGUGUGCCAGCCAUCCAUCGCGCCUCUUCGGCACCCUCGCUGGUGCGCCGACCUGCGAAUGGCACAAGAAGUCGGAAUGACGUCGUCAUGCACGUGCCUCAGCGUUGGGGCGCUGAGGUGAUCGCUUCCGGAUCUACGCAGCUGCCAAGACUGGCACCGACAGCCAGGAUCUGCAGCACGUGCGCCAAAGGCCGGACCCUGGACAGAUCAUGCCCUACAAGUGCAAGCUGUGCUUGA
Molecule: messenger RNA, 2403 nt
Organism: Symbiodinium pilosum
Lineage: Eukaryota; Dinophyceae; Suessiales; Symbiodiniaceae
Source: the annotation of a GenBank genome assembly